This is a messenger RNA of Pararge aegeria (speckled wood butterfly), 893 nucleotides long. RefSeq names its product homeobox protein aristaless-like. Gene Ontology annotation, molecular function: RNA polymerase II transcription regulatory region sequence-specific DNA binding; DNA-binding transcription factor activity, RNA polymerase II-specific. The coding region runs from base 108 to 893 and encodes 261 amino acids. Lineage: Eukaryota; Metazoa; Arthropoda; Insecta; Lepidoptera; Nymphalidae. The record is from RefSeq and is a predicted model, not a curated record. Gene Ontology annotation, biological process: regulation of transcription by RNA polymerase II. The transcript is spliced from 5 exons.
GUUCAUUGCUGUGUUUUAAAAGGUGUUUUUGGUAUCCCACACUCUAAGUUUACGUAUAUCCUCAAAAAUCAUAUCUUUAUCACUCCAUCAUUUUCUUUACCAUUAUAAUGGGAGUUUCGGAACCCAACUGCUCAACAACUCCCGACCUUCCGCCUCACGACCCAGAGCGACCAGGCUCUGGGAGCGGAGUCGAUGAUGAAGAUAUUCCUAGGCGGAAGCAACGUCGCUACAGAACGACCUUCACUAGUUACCAGCUUGACGAAUUGGAGAAGGCUUUUGGAAGAACGCAUUAUCCUGAUGUCUUUACCAGAGAGGAGCUGGCUUUAAAAAUCGGCCUAACAGAAGCGAGAAUACAGGUGUGGUUCCAAAACCGGCGGGCGAAGUGGCGUAAGCAAGAGAAAGUGGGGCCACAUGCGCAUCCAUACAGCGGGUACUUAAGCAGCGGGCAGCCCUUGCCGACUACAAGUAUGCCAGUUCCGCCGCAUUCAUUCAGCCAGCUUGGCUUUGGUUUAAGGAAGCCAUUUGACAGCGCUCUAGCAUCUUUCAGGUAUGCAAACAGCCCCCUAUUUGGAGCACAGUAUCUUCCGCAUCUCUCUCGCCCACCACUUUUCGGGGCUCCACUAUACGCUACAUCUCCCGCUCACUUCCACUCUCUGUUCGCUAACCUAACCGUACCCGAACUACCGCGUCUCUCGCCCGAACAUUCCCGAUUGUCACCCGAAAUCGCCCGAUCGCCGGCACCGUCCAUCUCUCCUCCAAUAUCACCAGGGAGUGAGACUUUACCUCCAUCUGAGGAUGUGAGGAGUUCUAGCAUAGCUGCCUUGAGAUUAGCGGCGAGGGAACACGAGCUUAGAUUAGAGUUAUUGCGGCAGAGAGCGGAUUUAAUUUGUUAA